Messenger RNA from Pocillopora meandrina, 6101 nucleotides. NCBI's taxonomy places the organism in Eukaryota, Metazoa, Cnidaria, Anthozoa, Scleractinia, Pocilloporidae. The record is from the annotation of a GenBank genome assembly.
GCCAACUCAGCAAAUUCCUCUUCUCUUCGAUUCGCUUAAUGCAGAAGGUUUGACGGGGUAUUUUUGAAAAUUAAACGAGAUUUCAACGCAUCGUUCUAGUCCUGAUAUCCUGAAGAAAUGUUUGCUGGAUUUCUUUUCCUUUUGGUGAGUUGGUCUUUCUUUUACUUUUGUUUUGUAAGAAGUACUAAUCAAGGGUAAAUGAUCAUGACGUUUAAAAUCCUAAUUGUUUAUGGAAUUUUCAUAAGUCUUGGGUAGGACUGGUAUAACACAGCCAGCUGCAAUGGACUUCAGAUGUUGUUAUUUUUUAAAAAGAAGUCAUGGUCACAUUUGCUCUGAGACUUAUUUGUUCAAAAUUGUCCUUUUUUACUAUUAUUGCUCGAUCAUUGACAGUUACGAUGUCACGUCUACGUAGGCUUGAAGUUUAAUUCUUUCUAAAAGAUUCAUAUCUCACUAGAGAAGAAUUUAUAAGUUCAGAUUCCUCGUCACCAGGUGAAUUUUUUUUUGAAUGACUAACAUUUUGGCUUGACAACUGAAACUUUAGAAUUAGUUAACUCCCUUGCAUUUGUCCUAGCAAAGGUUUCCUAGCAGUUCUAAAUUAACAUUCACAGUUUAGUUAGGCUGAAACUUUAGAAUUUACAGCCUGAUAUCAGAAAUGUCAUUUGCCACAAUGUUUUCCUUCACAGACCUUCCUUAUGAGAUUAAUUGAAGUCAAAAGGAAAGGGUUAAUAACAAAAGUUCCCUGCGAAUUCUUUCAAGCUUUAUGAUGAUGUCAACCUCGUUUGCCUCAUUACCAGUAUAUAUCCAGAAUUUCUUUUUAAUUUCUUACAUUUCUGACACUCAAAAAGGCCAUUUCAUUUCUGUGAAAUGGAUGGAAACAAAUAGUUCACUUUUUGUGGCACUUCAAGCACUGAUUCAGAACAUACGGAAAGCAGUAUGAAUUUUAGCUGAAUUGGAAAUUUUUUUAAACAAGUUUUGAUCAUGAAUCAAGACCUAUUUUAUACAGUGUGCCAUCAUUCAGUUGUUAUUUGUGGUAACCUCUGCAACUGAAGUUAAUUUGUCAGUCCUGCAAUCAUCACAGUAUGAACAGGGUUCAAUCAGCUGUUGAAUUGCACUCCCUCCUAUCAAUCAGCUUUGUUAACAGCAUGUUCCCAAUGAAGAUGGAGUACAAUCAAGCAGUAUUCAUUUUCUUGGACCUCAUGUUAUUAAUGCAAGCCUCCGUUGAUGGGUUAACUUUAACAAGAAGACCACACAACUUUCCAAGUAUACCUAUUAAAAUCACUCAAUAUGAACUCAGAUUUGAAUGGCCUCCUAAUGUACAAAUUAAAUUUGAAGUAGAAAACCAAAUUGGCCACUGAAACCUCCCUCUUAACCCUUAAACUCCCAGUUCAAAUUUGUAAUUCUCCUUACUGUCAACCAUACACUUCUUAUAAAGUUAGUUCAGAGAAUUUAGUAUUGGAUCAACUAAUUAUCCCCAAUUUGAUGUUUUUCUUUAUUCUCCUCACUUAUCUGGUUGCUCUUGUAUUUGUAUUGUAAGGAGAAAUUCUGUCUUGGUCACCCAUGGGAGAGUUAAAGGGUUAAUAUGAGAUCGAAAGAAGGCAAGAACAAACUUAUUUGGGGCAGUUUUUGAAGGCAGUUAGAAAUUUUGAGCCCUUGUAACUGAUUUCAGUUGUAAGGUGGUUACCAAGCAUUUAACAUUUACCCUAUUUCUCUGACCAAAAUCUAUGGAGGGCUAGCAUGACAGAUUUGAAUGACAGAAAUUUGAAGACUAUUUAGGAACUGCUCAAGCCUCUAAUAGCCUUUUAACUUGGUGAAAAGUUGGUUAAGGUGAAGCAACAGGGUGUUAUUUUCAACAACCGCACUGGUGAGUUAUGAAGAGCCGAGUGAACUUGAUUUAAUGUCUCGCUUUUAAUUCAUUCUUCAAACUUCCAAGGCAGUUCUUUUGAACAUGAUGUUGAUUUUGCCCAGUGGUCAAAGUAUUCUCCUUGGCCAUUGACUGAAUUGUCCCUGAGUUUGGGUCUAUCUGAGAAAUCAGCCAUAGAUUUAGGAAAUCAUGAAUUGUACCAUUUUUCAUACUUAGCUAGCAAAAUAUGGAACUCUCUCCCAGACACUUACAUAAUAUUAAACUUUCUAGAAUUCAAGCAGGAGAUCCUCAGAUAUGAAGCUUUUCCACAGUAGAUCUACAAGUUAUAUUUCCCUCUGCAUGCAUAAUGUGGUAUAUAGUUUAUAAAUAAUAUUGGAAUUGUAAUAGAGCAUAUUUUUAUUUUAUUUUAGCUUAUUUUCUCAAAGAUAUUAGCUCUACAGCUACACUGUGAAUUUCAAUCAUAAGUAAAGUAUAUGUAUGUAUGUAUGUACCACGUGUAGCUUUUUUAGAGAGUACUUUUGAAUGAACAUUGAGUUCUCUCAAGGGCUUAGCCGUAUUCUUUCACUAUUUAUGACUCUUGCUUGUGAGCAGCAGUAUACCGAUAGAGAAUUGUGUGGCAAAUAAUUGCACUACUUGGGUAAUGUAAAUUUUGUUACCAGAUGCUAUUUUCAGAAGCUUAUGCUCUUGUUUGUGCCAUGUAGGACAACAUCUCCCACACGGAUGGUGACAACUGACACAUUUUGCCAAAAAAAAAAAGAUACAAUGUAAGGCAUUGAUUAGAGACCACCAACUUGGGUUUAACUAUGCUGAAAGGUAGUUUAAAACGAAGGAAACUCAGUAAAAAAAAUCUAUUUUUCUUCAAUUAAUUUGUAUGGUUACAGUUAACCCUGUUUCGGUUUAAUAAAAAGUCAAAGAAAAAUGUGGGUCUUGCAAACCUUUCAUCCAAACUUGAGAUUCCAUCAUUCUCGGUGAUAAAUCAAGAAGUUUCAUUUUUUAUUUAGUAUAAUACUAAAUAUUUUCAGUCUCAUAGUCUUACAUUUCUUCAAGAGUUCUCAAAGUCAGGGAUUAGUUGUUAUUGUCAAAUGUGUUAGUCAUAUUAAAGGGAAGCUACCAGUGGAGCUAAGUUAUCAUACCCAAGGUUAAAUUUUAAUCUGGAUUUCUUUAAUUCUCCAUUCAAAAGCCCCUUUGGGGGAUAAUAUUCUCUAGUUUUAUUUUCAGACCAUCCAAUCAUGAAGCUGUAGACAAGAAGAAUUUAACUGAAUUUUCUUUUGAAGCUUUUGAAGCUUUUGGAUCUGAAAUCAGAUUUCACUCAAGCCCUGGGUUAUCUUAAUCCAGCUUUGAAAAACAAGGCUCUGAGCAACAGAAGUCUUUGAAAAUGCUAUAACAAAUGAGCUGAUAUAUAUCACAAAAAAUGCCUGCCAUCUCGACUGAAGCCUUGGUUUUUCCACCCUCCACAAAAAUUAACAUGUGUGCCCACAGAGUUAAGGAUGAUUAAAUCAACUCUUUUUUGAAUUUGUGACUAUCCUUUGUUGCAGACUGUCCUAGUGGAGAAGGGCUUUGGCAGUAAUAGAUGUAAAAAGAAAGGUUACAUUGAGCUUUACAACAGGCAAAAUCGUAAUGAAUAUAGAUGUUGGCCCCCUCCUGAAUGCCAUGAUGGACAGGAGCCAUCAGUUGAACCUGGCUCAUCACACCCUAUUGGAACAGACAUCAGCUGUCAAAGUUGCAAGAUUGGUUUCUUUUCAAAUAACAGGACAAAUAAUAGGUGCCAUAAGUGUACUUCCUGCGGCAAAAAACAAGAACUUUAUCCAUGCACACUUGUGAAGGACAGAGAGUGUGCCAAUAAAUGCAUUUCUAAUGAAUACUACUUCAAUGACACAGAGGAAGAAUGUUACAGAUGUGUUGAAUGCUGUGAAGGUGAUGAUGAGAACAUUGAGCCACAGUGCAUUGCUCUUAUAAAAGGUGUAGUUAUAGGAGGAAAAGGAGAGAAACACUGUAGGAUUUCAAAUAGAAGGUGUGUUGACCUGCCAACUACUUCAUCUGAAGGAUGUACAUGCAACUGUUCAGUAUCAAACAAUUCCAGUAUUGCAGUAGGAAACUUUCCAGCCAUGAAUAUUUCAUCAACCUUGCACAGUGACAGCUCUUCACUUCACAAGCCCUGUGUGGUACACAUGUUUUGGAUCAUUGGACUUUCAUGUUCUCUGGUAGUUGUGGUUGCUCUUAUACUGGUCUACUUUCUGUACUGGAGGAGAAAGUGGAGUCCACAAAGUGACAACUUAUACAUACAUGAAACUUCAUCCAGGAGCUGCAUAUUUACUUGUCCUCCACUCUGCAUCUCUGACUCAUCAACUUGUACAGGUAUUUUUGCAUUGAAUCAGGCAGCUUCAACCCUUAAAUGUAAAUAUCAACUUUCCUUUUUAACUGCUAUGCAUUACCUGGGGAAUUUUUUUUGUUUUGUUGCAGGAACAGCAUUCUGCUAAUAAGUUUUCUCAUCAGGUGUUUGUUGCAUUUUGCAUGUGAUUAUACUUUUUAAGGGAAAUUACAGUUUGACCUUGAGUCAAAUCAAAGCUGUAUUAAUUUUAACAUCCUUCUGCAAGUUUGUUUCAUCUAAGAUAGUGUGCAUCUAGUGCAACUUACAAAACCUGUGAGGUAAAUCUGAACUGGAACUGUAGAGUUGUGAUGGGAACACUGAGGUUAUCAUAUUAAUGUAGAAGUGAGAACACUCAUGUACAUGUACAUUAACGAGUUUGAAGGAAAUGUGUACUACAUGGUUUGUGUAUUUAAUAGGUGACUACUAUCUCCCCUCCCCCACUCCCUCCCAAUCCUUACAGGAAGUUUACUCACAGGUUACCUAGUGGUUGUCAUAAGUCUCUAUAAACAAACAGAUAGGGUAUUUUUAUAAGUGUUCAUUGAAUGCUUAUUGACAUGUUCUGUUGUCCCUCCUUUAUGAUGCAAUGUGAGUGAAAAUUACUUUUAGGUUCAAGCUGCUGUGAAGAGGUUAUUGCAUUCAUGCCAUGCUGGGACAAACUGAAGGUCAUUCCAGGUUAGUAGAAAAAAGUUGUGCUUUCAGGGAUGUUCAAGUACCUGUUAAAAAUCACUAAUAGUGACAAGAUGAUAAGUCUAACUUUUAAAUAGUUUCAUCCUCAGAUAGGAAUUUCAUGCUCUGAUUUACUGCUACUUAUUUUUCAUGAAACAUAAUGUUUGUGAUCUUUAGUGAUUAUUUGUAAUCUUGAGACCCUCAACUUGUUAAUGGGUCUUUUACUGGGAUUGUUAUCAAACCUUGCUGCCUCACCUCUUUUGAAUACACAUUGCAGGGCUGAUUAUGUUCGUUUUUGUUUGAACACAGAAGUUCAAAUUGAUGAAGUACCAUAUGAUGUGGAAGUCGUCCUCAUCCAAAAACUAGAUGCAAAGAAGACCAAUGCAAAGAACUGGUGGGAUGUUGGUCGCAAAAUUGGAAUUUCACGUUCACAGCUUGAAAAUGUUGAUCAAGGGGAAAGUCCAACAAAAACUAUAAUCAGUAUUUUAAGUACAUGGCAUGAUGUUCCAACCAUCAGAAAAUUUGUAGAAAUUGCAGAUAAGUUAGGGCGACAUGAUAUUUGUAAAAAUGUUGUGGAAUUCUAUCAAAAUCAAACACCAGAAAUAGUCAAUGAAACCCCGGUGUAAACUAACGUAAAUACAAUUUAGUUAAUUAGUUUGCAACACUAGACCUAAAAGUCCUGUAACAGUGUGAACAGAGCUAGUUUCCUGUCUCAUCAGCAUUUUUCAUUGGACUAUAUACCUUCCAUUACCUUAUGUGCAAGAGCUACAGUUACUAUUAAUAGACAUUUGAAAUGUAUUUUUUGCAUAGAAUGUGAGAUUUGCAUUUGUAUUUGAGUAUCUCAUAUUGGGAGUCAUAAUGUUGCACUAUGUGCUCAAUGUUGUAUGUAGUGUAUCAGCUUUUUAGGGAAAAAGGGUUAAAGUAAAGGUCAGUACAAAAUUGUUUGACUAGCUUUUCUUUGUUUUUGAUGACCAAUUUACACACACUAUCUGCGUGAAAGUCUACUUCAUUAGAUGCAGACCUACGACCAAGUCUCAAGUUUAUUUGAGACUCCAAACAGAAAGUAGGAGAGCAAGCAAAUACCCACAAAUCAUUUUAAGCAGAGCAGAAAAGUUAUCUCUCUGCACAGUCAAGUGCAGUUAGCACCGUUUUAUGUUCCCACAUGGGGCAUGGGCUUAUGUUACAUUAGUUACGGUAUCAUCAUCC